CUGAAUUAUCUCACAUUAUUCAUUAUUCUGAAGGCGACCUGAUUUUAAUGAAAUACGCAUUUCUUCUAAGUUCUAUGGAAUGUACCUAAAGACACACUGACGUAAUCAUUUAUUCAUAAGAGGAAGAGUUUGUAAAAAUUGCAAUAUUCCACGAUCACUCUGCCUUGUGCACGCAGCGUUUGGAAAAUUUCCGCAAUCCAGUUGUUACUAAGUCGUUCAUUCAUGGCCUGCGUGAUUAUAGAUUGGUUUACUAAUGUUUUGUCCAACCAAAACACUUUCAGUGGACACGUGACUUUCAAUCAGCUGUUCAGAUGUAAACAAAGCUGGGAUGUACUAUUAGGGGGAAAACCAUGAAGAGACAGCAUACAUCUCUUCUUUAAAAAAAAAUGUCGGUUGGAUUCAUUGGUGCAGGGCGAAUGGCCCAGGCAUUGGGUCGGGGAUUUAUUUCUAAAGGCAUUGUGAAGCCACAGAAGAUGGUGGCCAGCGACACGUCACAAUCUGUCCUAGACGUCAUGAAGAAACAGGGCAUCGGGACCACCACCUGUAACGCUGAGGUGGUGGAGAGGAGUGACUUGGUGGUGCUGGCUGUGAAGCCCCACCUAGUGGCGGAUGUUCUACAGGAAAUAUCGGACUUCUUAACAAAGGAAAAGAUGUUUGUCUCCAUAGCAGCCGGCGUCCCGCUGGAAGUCUUAGAAUCGAAUUUACUCCUUGGUACUCGUGUAUUACGAGCCAUGCCCAACACGGCUUGUUUAGUACAUGCUGGAGCCACAGUGGUCGCCCCUGGGAAGUCAAUACAUAGUGGUGACACUUCUCUGGUGCAGACACUAUUUCAGACAGUGGGUGUGUGUUACGUUGGGACCGAGGACCAGUUGGACGCUGUGACUGGCCUGAGCGGAAGUGGACCGGCUUAUGCUUUUACUACUAUUGAAUCUCUGGCUGAUGGGGGAGUGAAAAUGGGACUUCCGCGAGAUAUGGCUACAAAGUUAGCAGCACAGACCCUAUUUGGUGCUGCAAAGAUGGUUCUUGAGUCAGGCAAGCACCCUGGUCAGUUGAAGGACGAGGUGUGCUCUCCAGGGGGCACCACAAUCACGGCAAUGCACGCGCUGGAGCGCGGGGGGUUCCGAGGGACUAUCAUAGACGCUGUGGAAGCCUCGGCUCUUAAGGCCAGGAAAAUGGGGGAGCUUGAACUUCAGAAACAGGAGGGAAGAACUCUUGAAAUCGAGCAGGAAGUAAGAAUGACAAAAAAGAUGGCGGAGAAAAACUGAGUAGAGAGGGUCGCCAAGAUGAGAUGCCAUCAGUUUCCAGGGUUGCGUUUUAGAGGUUGUGUGAAACAAUGGUCAGCAACUUUCUUCUACGCCAGCUGCCACGGACAUAAAAACACUUACGUCUAAGUUAUUGAUCGUUUUACAAUGCUUCUGAUGGAAGGGGCCUACUCAUCAAUCUGUAAAUCAAAACAGAGCAUGACAUUUGGAAUGAGCAAAGCCCACAGCCAGUACAUGUAUUAGAGAAAUAGUAUUCAUUAUGUGAUCUAUGAUUGUGUUCGCCAAAGACACGAUGGAUGUUCCAGUGCAGUUCUAAUGAAUCAAAGCAAUAGUUGUAUACAAUGUAUACAUAUAUGUAUAUGUCGAUGUUGUUCCAUUUCUUGAUAUAAAUGUUAUUGUACGAAUUAA
Ostrea edulis (European flat oyster) is the source of this 1670-nucleotide messenger RNA. Its product is annotated as pyrroline-5-carboxylate reductase 1, mitochondrial-like. NCBI's taxonomy places the organism in Eukaryota, Metazoa, Mollusca, Bivalvia, Ostreida, Ostreidae. Gene Ontology annotation, molecular function: pyrroline-5-carboxylate reductase activity. Gene Ontology annotation, biological process: L-proline biosynthetic process. The record is from RefSeq and is a predicted model, not a curated record. Bases 387 to 1265 code for a protein of 292 amino acids. The transcript has 6 exons.